GUUCAGCUGAGUUUGGCCAGCCAGUCCCGAAAAUGCCGGAGUUUCCAACCAAUGGGAAGACUGAGGUCCCCGAACCGUUACCUGUCCAGCGUAGAAAUGCAGCGGCUGACCUUCGGAAGAUGCGUCGGAUCAUCACAGAGGACUACAGCUGGUCCCUGGCCAUCGUCCCGCUGCUCAGCGACCUUUGUCUGCAGCACAUCGUCAGGAACUUUGAGCAUAAACCUAUUCUGGAGAAGUUGCUUCCGAAGCACAAGGCCAAAGUCCUGGACACUCUCUCCAGCUCGCUGCCCCUGGAAGUGACAGCAAAUCUAAUCAGCUAUGAAGAUUACUGGAGGCGUUGUUGUGCUGAGCGUUGGCCGGUUUGUGACAUUUCUCGCUACGGCUCCAGCUGGAAGAGGUUAUUCUUCGAGAGACACCUGGAAAAUCUAAUCGAAGGCUUCAUUCCUGACGUAAUGGAGACACAAACCAUCUGUGAGGCUGCUGAGCUCAGCAAGGACUAUGUGAAACGGCUGGACAUCCAGCAGCUGCUGCCACCGGUGAAGGUGGAGAUCAAGAAGGAUGAGGAGGGUGACGAGAUCUCGGAGACAGGAAGCGAGGCUGGGGGUGACUUGCCAUCCAUGGACCACUUCGAUUUCAACCUGAUAGCCAAUUCACUAUGUGGUCUAGCAGAACUGCACCUUGUCUAUGGAGUUAAAGGCUGCGGCAUGAACUUUGAGUGGAACCUCUUUAGGUUCACAGAGCGGGAUUGCAGUCUGCUUGCCAACACCUUUAAGACGUUCGGAAACCUGAAGGUCUUCAGACUGCACAAGAGUAAAGUGGAUGAUGACCUGGCUCGCAUCCUGAUCAGGAGUUUACUAGACCAUCCAUCUCUGGUUCACCUUGACCUGUCACACAACCAGAUCUCAGACCGUGGAGCCCGCGCUAUAGGCAAACUGCUGAAUCAGAGCCAGCUUCAGAUUGUCAACCUGUGCAACAACAAUGUGUGCCCGCAUGGAGCGCAGGCCAUCGCUCAUGCGUUGUCCAAAAACUCCAUCCUCAAGAUGUUGAUUCUGUGGCUGAACCACAUCGGGGAUGAGGGCGGACAGGCGCUGUGCAACGCUCUGCUGCAUAACAGCACCCUAAUGACUUUGCAUCUGGGGAGCAACGAGCUGUCUGAACCCACAGCAACUGUCCUGACACAGGUCCUCACCCAUAACACAGCACUGAAGAGCAUCGGCCUCUCCUGCAACCCCAUUGGCCUGGAUGGCGGGAAGCAGCUGCUGGACGGGAUGUCGGAAAACAAAACGCUUCUGGAGUUCGAUCUGCGACUGACUGAUGUGGGACAGGAGAGCGAAUUCUUCAUAAGCCAGGUUCUGAGGAGCAAUCAAGAGCGGGCUCGACUACAGAGCCAACCAAAGCCCUCACCAGGUCCAGACCGGUAAACAGAACGAAAGUCUGCCACUGAUGUACUCCGA
Molecule: messenger RNA, 1454 nt
Organism: Nanorana parkeri
Lineage: Eukaryota; Metazoa; Chordata; Amphibia; Anura; Dicroglossidae
Gene: TCTE1
Product: t-complex-associated-testis-expressed 1
Exons: 4
Coding region: 33-1421 (462 amino acids)
Biological process (GO): flagellated sperm motility
Cellular component (GO): sperm flagellum
Molecular function (GO): protein binding
Source: RefSeq, a predicted model, not a curated record